Molecule: messenger RNA, 1593 nt
Organism: Rhopalosiphum padi (bird cherry-oat aphid)
Lineage: Eukaryota; Metazoa; Arthropoda; Insecta; Hemiptera; Aphididae
Product: 52 kDa repressor of the inhibitor of the protein kinase-like
Exons: 5
Coding region: 537-986 (149 amino acids)
Molecular function (GO): sequence-specific DNA binding
Source: RefSeq, a predicted model, not a curated record
CUGAGGCACACGUACGCACGCGUUACCCAAACGUUACGUGUGGGCGCUAGCGCGUGCGUUCGCGUAACAUACUAAUACUAUUCUAUCGUACACGCACGUCGUCGUCGUCCCGUAAUAUAUUAUUAAUAUAGUGCGUUCGUACCGUGUUGUUGAACCGCCCGUUCGCAGUACCGGAUAAAAUAAUAAGACAUCGCGCGUCGGGUCCCAUCGGACACGCACAGUGUAGUUGUUGUGUACGGGCCGAAGAAAGGAAAAAAAGCACACUGCCUGGCGGACGAUGCCGCCAACGCGAUCCGUUAUCACGCAGCCCGUUAUCAGCGCGUGAAACAACGUUUUAAUUUUAAAAAAAAAAUUUUCCUCAGACUUAGCCGCGCGCGUCUCAAUUUCUCCACCGUCGGCCCCGUUUCCGCGACGUUCGCGCGCGUGUGCCCAAGAGCACAGUAGCACGUACCGUAACACAUCGCCGCCGCCGCCGCUGCUGCGCGCCCGCCGAACGCCGCCGCGCGCACGACGACGACGACGACGACCACCACACGAUGCCGUCGCACAUGAACUGUUGUUUCAACAAAUGCACCAACUCGAGCCGGAGCACGCAGAACCUGUCGUUCCACAAGUUCCCGACCAACGAGAGCCUGUGUAAACAAUGGGUCGAUCUGUGUCAGAACGACAAAGUCAUCCAGAAGUUCAAGAACCACGGUUCCAGCCAGGUGUCCAAGAGUUUCAGGAUAUGUUCCGAACACUUCAAGCGGGAGGACUAUGUGCUGUGGACUUCGAAAAAAAAGGUGUUGCACAAAGGAUCCAUUCCGACAGGACAACAGCUAAUAAGUCCAAAAACGACACACACGAACAUUACCAAUUGGAGUGAUAUGAUCACCGAGGAAGACGAAGCAGUCGCCAACAACGCAACUUGGAGUCCACGCGGAACCCCAAAUUUUGAUCUAUCUGGCUCAGUUGUGUAUUUUCUAGUACCUGAGCAGGGUAAGUAAAUGAGCGAUCCAGGGUGGAGUCCUUGCAAAACUCCAUGUUCUCAACUAAGCAGUUCAGUUAAAUAGAUCAUAUGUUAAAUUGUACCAUUUUACUGAAAAGAAGCGCAAACUUUGUUAGCUUAUUAAACAGUAAAAUUUUUUUUAAUAAUUUGGAAUACUAUUUCAUUUUUUUGCUUUUAAAUUUAAAAAUUACCUUAGUCUUGGGGUGAUAUUUUCUAAAUUUUAGUUGUUAAUGGUUUAUAAUUUUUAAAUUAUAAAAUCAGAUAAAAAAAUUUUUUUAUAAAUGUUCAAUUAUCAACCAGAAAGCAGUUUAAAAAAAAAAAAUAUAUUUUUUACUUAUAAAUGGAUAUGGUAGUGAUUUAAAUCUAAAUGAUUUAUUUUAAAGCCACUUAAAAAUUUAAAAAAUAAUCCGUUAAUGUUUUGUAAAUGCUUUGACCAAGUCCAGCACCACAUAUACGUUACAAUAUUAGUGGCGCUUAGUUAUUAUAAAAGUUAUUUGUAAAUAAUUUUAGGUUUUAAUUCAAUGAUAACAAAUGGCUAUUUUUAAGAGUUGUACGAGUACAUUUUGUAACAAGUUGAGAUUAAUAAAUGGUGUGUACUCUGUUUA